UAUCAUCAACCCGCAACUUUCCGCAUCUGUCAAGAUAGCCCCAAAAUUAAUAGUACUAAACCGUUCCAUUUCUAAUUUCGUGCAAUCAGAAUAUCAUCAAAAUUGAUAAAACCCUACGCAUAAUAUAUCCAAUCUCAAGCUCAAAAUUUCCUCACUGAUUUUUUUCGAAGAAUUUAGGGUAGAAGAAAAUUGACGCGAAUCGUUGAAUUGCAUAAUGAUCCAUUCGAGAAUCGGAGCUUCGCUAUCUCGCUCCUCUCGUUACAGAAAUCUGAUUAAUGGAGCUAGAAAGGGGAGGUCCCUCAUUUGUAAUAAAGAGAGUUUGGGAGCUCCGGGUUCAGAUAGUUUGGAUGGCUAUCUCAAUCAUUUUGAGGGGAAGUUAGAGUGCCUGAGAGGCUAUUUAGCUGCGGCUGGAGCUAAUAGAGGAUCAACUUUUAGGGCUUCUUUAUCAGAUUUUAAAUACCUAGCUGGAAAUCCCGGAAUUAAUAGAUUUUUCUCUAGUAAAGCGCCAAAGAAGAAGAAUUACGAGAAUUUUUAUCCCAAAGACAAGGAGAUUCCGAAAAAGAGUGAGCAGAAGUCGGAAUCAAAAGAGGAAGGGAAGAAAUCUGAGGAUGGUGGCACCAGUAUGACAUUUACUAUGGGUCUCCAGAGUAUGAUCGCUACUUUACUGGUUAUUGGGUUGUUCUCUUCAGCGUCAAAGCCGAAUGGAGAGAAACAGAUUAGUUUCCAAGAGUUCAAAAAUAAGCUUCUGGAACCAGGUUUAGUCGACCAUAUUGUUAUUUCGAAUAAAUCUGUUGCCAAAGUUUAUGUAAGAAGCUCGCCGCAGAAUCUUAGUGGCAGCACUGAUUCAACUGAAGGAUCUGACUUUGAUACUCCGGUUAGUGACACACAGCCAAAAGCAAAAACUAGUCAAUAUAAAUACUACUUCAACAUUGGAAGUGUUGAAACAUUUGAAGAAAAAUUGGAGGAAGCCCAAGAAGCAUUGGGCAUCGACCCACAUGAUUAUGUACCCGUUACAUAUGUUUCUGAAGGGGCCUGGCUCCAAGAGUUGAUGAGGUUUGCUCCCACUCUUUUGUUAUUGGGAUCACUUUUCUUUAUAAGCCGGAAAAUGCAAGCUGGAUUCGGAGUAGGUGGUGGCGGCGGAAAGGGUGGCCGGGGAAUCUUUAACAUUGGGAAAGCUCACUUUACAAAGAUGGAUAAGAACGCAAAAAAUAAGAUUUACUUCAAAGAUGUUGCUGGCUGUGAUGAAGCAAAACAAGAGAUUAUGGAGUUUGUACAUUUCCUGAAGAACCCAAAAAAGUAUGAGGAACUGGGAGCCAAAAUCCCUAAAGGAGCUCUAUUGGUUGGACCUCCUGGGACUGGUAAAACACUCCUAGCAAAAGCUACAGCUGGUGAAUCUGGUGUGCCUUUUCUGUCCAUAUCUGGCUCUGAUUUCAUGGAGAUGUUUGUGGGAGUUGGGCCCUCAAGGGUAAGAAGCUUGUUCCAAGAGGCAAGGCAAUGCGCACCUAGUAUCAUAUUCAUAGAUGAGAUUGAUGCAAUUGGUCGAGCCAGGGGACGUGGAGGGAUGUCUGGUUCCCAUGAUGAGCGUGAAAGCACUCUCAACCAGUUGCUUGUGGAAAUGGAUGGAUUUGGAACAACUGCUGGUGUGGUUGUUCUUGCAGGCACCAAUAGACCAGAUAUCUUAGACAACGCAUUGUUGAGACCUGGCCGAUUUGAUCGGCAAAUUAGCAUAGACAAACCAGAUAUCAAGGGUCGGGAGCAAAUAUUCCAGAUCUAUCUGAAGAAGAUUAAACUUGACAAUGAACCUUCUUACUUCUCUCAGAGACUAGCAGCCCUCACUCCUGGAUUUGCAGGUGCAGAUAUUGCAAAUGUAUGCAAUGAAGCUGCUCUAAUUGCUGCUAGAUCUGAGCAAGCAAAGGUGAAAAUGGAACAUUUUGAUUCAGCUAUAGACAGAAUUAUCGGUGGUCUUGAGAAGAAAAAUAGGGUUGUAAGUAAGAUUGAACGCAGGACUGUAGCCUAUCAUGAAUCAGGUCAUGCUGUGGCUGGCUGGUUUUUAGAACAUGCGGAACCCUUGUUGAAGGUCACUAUCGUUCCUCGUGGUACUGCUGCACUUGGCUUUGCUCAAUAUGUUCCUAAUGAGAAUCUUCUAAUGACGAAAGAGCAGCUUCUUGAUAUGACUUGCAUGACUCUUGGUGGACGGGCAGCUGAACAGGUGAUGCUGGGGAAAAUAUCAACUGGAGCUCAGAAUGAUUUGGAGAAGGUCACCAAGAUGACGUAUGCCCAAGUAGCAGUCUAUGGUUUUAGCGAUAAAGUCGGACUUCUCUCUUUCCCCCAGAGGGAUGAUGGAUUCGAGAUGAGCAAGCCUUAUAGCAGCAAAACAGCCAAUCUGAUAGACACUGAAGUCCGCGAAUGGGUAACAACUGCGUAUAAACGGACAGUUGAAUUAAUUGAGGAGCGCAAGGAACAAGUGGGUAAGAUUGCGGAGUUGUUACUGGAAAAGGAAACUCUUCACCAGGAGGACAUGGUGCGUGUGCUGGGUGAGAGACCUUUCAAACCGGCGGAGAGGACAAAUUACGAUAGAUACAAGGAUGGAUUUGCAGAGGAUGAGAAGGAGCAGAGCGCGGAGGUUAUUGAAAGUACAUCUGAGGACGAUGGAGCUGCGCCGCUUGCACCGGAGGCUGUCCCAACGUAGCAUUUGGUUGGUUUAUUGUUUGAUGAUAACGAAUUCGUACUGACCAACUAAAGUUCAUCAAUUUCCUUUUCUUUCUAAUGUAUAUUCAAUACAUGGGGAUGUGGAUGUGGAUGUGGAUGUGGAUGUGGAUGUGGAUGUGCCAACAGCAUUUUUCCAUGUCAGUGGGAGACUUGAGGUUGUCUUAAUCUUAUAUUUUGCCAAUUUGUAUUGUUUCUCUUUUAAAUGGGAAAUUAUUAGUGCAUUGGCUGUCAAA
Salvia splendens (bonfire salvia) is the source of this 2942-nucleotide messenger RNA. Its product is annotated as ATP-dependent zinc metalloprotease FTSH 10, mitochondrial. The transcript has 8 exons. Gene Ontology annotation, molecular function: ATP hydrolysis activity; ATP binding; metalloendopeptidase activity. Gene Ontology annotation, biological process: mitochondrial protein processing. NCBI's taxonomy places the organism in Eukaryota, Viridiplantae, Streptophyta, Magnoliopsida, Lamiales, Lamiaceae. The coding region runs from base 215 to 2689 and encodes 824 amino acids. The record is from RefSeq and is a predicted model, not a curated record. Gene Ontology annotation, cellular component: m-AAA complex; chloroplast thylakoid membrane.